Theileria equi strain WA is the source of this 960-nucleotide messenger RNA. RefSeq lists its product as hypothetical. Bases 1 to 960 code for a protein of 319 amino acids. NCBI's taxonomy places the organism in Eukaryota, Apicomplexa, Aconoidasida, Piroplasmida, Theileriidae. The record is from RefSeq and is a predicted model, not a curated record. The transcript is spliced from 6 exons.
AUGGAUUUUAGUGAAUCACCGGAUGAUCUACAGGCUAAUUUGGUGGAGUAUCACAGACAAUUAGACUCCGUGCUUGAAGCUUUGAGCAUAGAUCCGCAGAACAAUGAACUAAUUACUCUACAUAAAGAUUUAAAAGAAGUUAUAUCGCUAACUAACGAUUUAAUAAAGUACAAACAGACAAAUAGUGAAUAUUUGGCUCAAGACGCUAAUCAUCCAGAAGAUGCAGAAAAACCUGACACGGGGAAAUCAGUCUUUAUAGGUAGAACAUGCAUUGUUUUGUUUAAUGGUAAACAAAAGUAUGGAGAAGUUACGCAGGUUAAAGGCUACCAGCCAACUGAUCUAGUUAUCAUUGAGAUACUUGGAUCUAGGGAACCAUGCACACUAGCAUUAAAGGACUUAAGGUUGCUUGAGCCUCCUUUGCCUAGUCAAUGUAAACCUGGUUCCCUAGUACAAGCUCUCUAUUCCUGUGAUGGACGUUGGUAUGAUUGUAUAAUAAAUCGGAGAACCGAAAGUGGAUAUAUUGUGACAUAUAAGGAUUAUAAUACAUCGGAAGAGGUACAGAAUGAUAGAAUUAGAUUGAAAACACGUGCUGAGUCCAGAACAAAAGAAGUUAAGGAGAUAGUAACUCCAGCAGGUUACAUAAUACCGGAGAAUCUUAUUAUCAAGAAGACGGAUACUGAUAAGGAGAAGAUGAGAAAGAAGAAAUUAGUACAAAGUCUUAAGAAGCAGCAAAAAGCAGAGAAAAUCCACGAAGAAGCUACAAAACGUGCCGAUAGCUGGCGGAAGUUUCAACAAAAGUCUGGAAUUAAAAAUAAGAUUGGAUAUAUGACUGGAAAACGUGGAGGGUCUAUGUUAGACAGUACAAAUUCUAAAAUGCCCGAGAUAUCUGGACCUGAUUACGGUUUACACAAUACGUUUAUUCCUAAGCGGAAAUUGGACUACACCAAGGACAUGUUCUAG